Venustampulla echinocandica is the source of this 3486-nucleotide messenger RNA. RefSeq lists its product as uncharacterized. Gene Ontology annotation, cellular component: cytoplasm. The record is from RefSeq and is a predicted model, not a curated record. The transcript has a single exon. Gene Ontology annotation, biological process: cholesterol biosynthetic process. Gene Ontology annotation, molecular function: FAD binding; phosphomevalonate kinase activity. Bases 1 to 3486 code for a protein of 1161 amino acids. NCBI's taxonomy places the organism in Eukaryota, Fungi, Ascomycota, Leotiomycetes, Helotiales, Pleuroascaceae.
AUGGCCACCCUCGACUCCCUAAAGCAGGCCCUUAGGGAGAAAGCCAAGGCAACGGCGUCGUCCCCGAAGCAACCGUUGUCCGCGACACAGUACAGCGCCGGCUUCAAUAUCUUGAUGCGGGGCUCAGGAUGGAUAACGUACCAAGACUUUAUUAUCCCUCAACUAUCUCAGCUGCUAGCCCUUCUCUUUAACUCGCGUAUUCAUAUCUCGGCACUAGAAAUCGGACCCGGCCCGAAGAGCAUACUUGGAUAUCUUCCCGGCCGUCUGAAACGGAAGGUCAGGAAAUACACUGCAUUCGAGCCUAACGGCUUGUUUGCUACAAGGUUAGAAGAAUGGCUUUACUCUACCUCCGAGACAGAGUCCCCGCUGCCCUGUCUAGAAAACCCCCCCAACAUCCAUCGAAUUCCAUUCGUUCUGCAGAACAUAGGGAGCGGUACUAGUACCGGUACGGGGAAUAACGACGAAAAGUACGACAUCAUCCUAUUCUGCCACAGCAUGUACGGCAUGAAGCCCAAACACAGGUUCAUCGAACGGGCGCUGGAAAUGCUUGUUGAGCGGCCACAAGGCGGAAUAGUGGCGGUUUUCCAUCGCGACGCCUUGCACCUCGACGGCUUGGUGUGCCAUCGAACGGCUUCUUUCCCUACUGGAGUCGUUAGCGUGGCAGAUGACGAUGAAGUACUGGACUGUUUUGCUCCUUUCGUCGCGGGGUUUAUUAUGCAGGCUGUGGACGUGGACAAGGCUAUCCGAGUGAAGUGGCGUAAGGUGUGCCGCGCCUUGGGCCGUCGUGAGGAAACCCACCCAGACCAUCUCUUGUUUAGCUCACCCAACGUUAUGGCGGCUUUUACCCAACAUGCAAUCACGUUGCCGGAGCUGAUGGCGCAGGUGCCAUUGGCAAAGGGGGACAAGAUUGUUAAAAACCGCGAGGCUCGCCUCCACCGUCCCGCCUCGAUUAUUAGGCCAACAAAGGUCCGACACGUCCAACAGUGCGUUCGAUGGGCUCUGAAGCACGGGGUCGGCCUGACUGUCGUCGGCGGGGGUCACAGCGGCCACUGUCUCUGGCCCAACGUCAUCUCGGUGGACAUGGGCGCCUUUGACCAAGUACACAUUCUCACGGCCGGGGAGGAGGAUGAAAGAAAAUCCGAUUCCAAUUCCAGUUCCUUGGUCGUCGCCGAGGGUGGCUGCAAGACAGGGGAUAUCGUCACCAAGACCAUGGCGGCGGGCUUGACAGUGCCCUUGGGGGCCCGCCCAAGCGUAGGCGCGGGGCUGUGGCUACAAGGCGGCAUAGGGCACCUGGCUCGGCUGCACGGAUUCGCGUGCGACGCCAUUGUCGGUGCCGUUGUGAUCAGCGUCGACUCUGGCCAGGUCUUCUGCGUCGGCUGUGUACCAAGUCAACACUGGCCAGUCGGUGCUGUACGCCCGGAAAACGAAACCGAUCUGUUAUGGGCGAUGAAAGGCGCUGGGACCAACUUUGGCAUCGUAAUUAGCAUUACUUUCAAAGCUUACGCGGCUCCGACCUAUUCCAUUCGAAACUGGGUUGUCCCGCUAAGCGACAGCCUCGAAGCGCAGCUCAAGCUGAGCGAUUUUGAUGAACUCGUCGCGAGCAAGCUUUCCCGGAACUUUUCUGCAGACGCGUAUCUAUACUGGGACAACGACCAGCUGCAUCUUGGCGUGGCUAUGUUCGAAUCUUCCACGUCUAGGCAAACCUUUGAGACGCCCACGCCCACGCCCACACCUAUAGGUACGGUUUUGGGGCUGGAAGACAAUUUCAAAGUUGUGGAUAGCGUCGGUUUGUUCGACACCGAGAUGUACAUGUCCGGGAUGUAUGGCGAGAACGGCGGGGGCAAGACCUCCUCGUUCAAGCGAUGUUUAUUCUUAAAACGCAUCGGAGCAGUGAACGUCGCCGAUAUCUUGGUGGCGGCCGUUGGGACUCGUCCCUCGCCCCUCUGCUAUCUCCAUCUGCUGCAAGGUGGUGGAGCGGUUGGCGACGUGGCAGCCGAUGCUACUGCUUUCGGCUGUCGAGACUGGGACUUUGCCUGCGUAGUAACUGGUGUCUGGCCCCGCGACCAAGAUGGAACCGAAGCCGCUCGAACUGCCGUGCAGUGGGUUUACAAUGUCGCUGGGGACUUGUUGCCCUUGAGUAGCGGAGCUUACGGCGCCGACCUCGGGCCGGACCCCAGAGACGCGGCGCUGGCGGCCGAGGCUUUUGGACCAAACCGGCCGCGCCUGGCCCGUCUCAAACACAGCUUGGACCCGCACAAUGUGCUGGCUUACGCCUGCCCGCUCCUGAAAGCGCCAAUGGAACAGAAGCUUAUCAUUCUUAUCACUGGCGAAAGCUGCGCCGGCAAAGACUAUUGCGCCGACGUCUGGGUCUCCGUGUUCACUAGAUGCACCCGCAAGAGCCUCACGGCAAGGGCCGUCAGUAUUAGCGAGGCGACUAAGCGAGAAUACGCGGCGGCUACAGAUGCCGACCUGAACCGCCUGCUUUGGGACCGUGCCUACAAGGAGCAACACCGGCCAGCGUUGACGACAUUUUUCCAGGGCCAAGCUCGGCAACGAUCUCGGCUGCCAGAGGAGCAUUUUCUGAAUGUAGUGUAUAGCGCCGCAGAUGUGGACGUGCUGCUAAUCACCGGGAUGAGAGACGAGGCGCCGGUCGCAGCCUUGUCGCAUUUAGUGCCAGAUAGCAGACUGCUCGAGAUUCGCGUCAAAGCUAGCGAAGAGACGCGGCAGGUUCGCCGAGGGUGCUACGGUAGUAAUAAUAAUAGUGACAACAAGGAUAGCAACAAUAGCGGGUCGAAUUUGACGGCCUUAGACUACCGCCCUAGCCUCAUCUUCGACAAUGACACGACCGGAAACGAGGCGGUAAAAAGGUUUGCCGAACAUUACCUGCUUCACUUCGUCCACGAGGACCUGCAGCGACUGGCCCAUAUAGUGCGCCAGGUACCCAACUUCCCAUGUCCGGGCAUCGAUUUCCGCCACGUGCUCGGCAUCUCCCAGCAGCCGGGUGGACUGGCCCUGUGUACGUCUCUGCUGCAAACCCACUUCACUGGUGACUGGGCCAAAGUCGAUGCGGUGGCGUGUUGCGAGGCGGGCGGCUUUGUCUAUGCGUCGGCGCUGGCCUCGCGGGUCAAUGUGCCCUUGGUACUGAUCCGCGAAGCUGGCAAGCUCCCCCCACCCACCGUUUCUGUUAUCAAGCUCUCGUCGCAUAUCUCGUCUUUGGCAUCCAACAAUUCGAAAGAAAAGCGGAUCGAGAUGGAGCGGGAUGUGGUCUCCAGGGGCUCCUCAGUAGUGGUGGUGGACGAUGUGCUUUCCACGGGGGAGACUCUUUGUGCGGUGCUACAGUUAUUAGAUGAAGCUGGCAUUAGCGCCGAGGAUGUCAGUAUCAUAGUCGUGGCCGAGUUCCCGGUUCAACGUGGCCGAGACCUGUUGCGCCAGCGUGGGUUUGGCAGAAUCAAUAUUCAAAGCCUUUUGAUGUUUGGCGGUGCUUAG